ACUUCCAACAACAUGGGCUAAGAUUAUUUUAGGAAGAAAACCAACUGGAAAAAUCAAUGAAGUUCCUUCUUCUCACAUUUGUUGGUGUUGUUCAUCUUUUAUCCCUGAGCUCUGGGAAAACGAUAUAUAAGAAUGACAUCUCUCAGAGGUCUUUUCAAGAAAUUAAAGAAGAAAUAGCCAGCUAUGGAGAUGUUGCUAAAGCAAUCAUCAACCUUGCUGUUUAUGGUAAAGCCCAGAACAGAUCCUAUGAGCGACUGGCACUUCUGGUUGAUACCGUUGGACCCAGACCAAGUGGCUCCAAGAGCUUAGAAAAAGCCAUCCAAAUCAUGCACCAGAACCUGCAGGAAGAAGGGCUGGAGAAUGUCCACUUGGAGCCGGUCAAAAUACCCCACUGGGAGAGGGGGGAAGAAUCUGCUGUGAUGCUGGAGCCAAGGAUUCACAAGAUGGCUAUUUUGGGUCUUGGAAGCAGCAUUGGGACUCCCCCAGAAGGCAUUACAGCAGAAGUUCUCGUGGUGACCUCGUUCGAGGAACUGCAGAGAAGGGCCCCAGAAGCAAGAGGGAAGAUUGUUGUGUAUAAUCAACCUUAUGUCAACUACUCGAAGACAGUGCAGUACCGAGUCCAGGGGUCAGUGGAAGCUGCCAAAGUGGGGGCUGUGGCAUCCCUGAUUCGAUCAGUGGCUUCCUUCUCCAUCUACAGUCCUCACACAGGUAUUCAGGAAUACCAAGAUGGUGUGCCAAAAAUCCCAACAGCCUGUAUUACAGUGGAAGAUGCAGAAAUGAUGUCAAGAAUGGCUUCUCGUGGGAACAGAAUUGUUAUUCAGCUGAAGAUGGGGGCAAAGAACUAUCCAGAUGCUGAUUCCUUCAACACUGUAGCAGAGAUCAUUGGCAGCAAGUACCCAGAGCAGGUCGUCCUGGUCAGUGGACAUCUGGACAGCUGGGAUGUGGGGCAGGGUGCCAUGGAUGAUGGCGGUGGAGCCUUUAUAUCAUGGGAAGCACUCUCGCUUAUUAAAGAUCUUGGGUUGCGACCAAAGAGGACUCUGCGUUUGGUGCUCUGGACUGCAGAGGAACAAGGUGGAAUCGGUGCCUUCCAGUAUUAUCAGUUACACAAGGCAAAUAUUUCCAACUACAGCCUGGUGAUGGAGUCUGAUCUGGGAACCUUCUUACCCUCUGGGCUGCAAUUCACUGGCAGCGAAAAGGCCAGGACCAUCGUGGAGGAGGUCAUGAGCCUGCUGCAGCCUGUCAACAUCACACAGGUCUUUAGGGCUGGAGAAGGGACAGACAUUAACUUCUGGAUCCAAGCUGGAGUGCCUGAUUCAAAUUCUACUCAAUCUGCUCUUUAAAAAGAGAGGAAAUUGCCAGACCCAGAAGAACCAGAUACCAUCAGUCAGGAGGCUUUUCAGUUGCAGAGGGAAAUCAGGAGCUGCCAUUCGAUUUCCAGCUAUUCUUCUCUACAAAUGGAGCUGUCCACACUUUACCAAGCAUCUCACUACCAAGAGAAGAAUUUGUGAGAAAAGUCAAAAUUUGACUCAUCAUUCUGUUAUCCAAAAAUGACUAAAUGAUAGCAGCUUUUUCUUCAUUAUAUAACUUGAUAGACUUUUUAAGAAUUGUGCUCCUGGGUGAAUCUGAGCCACCCAGUGAGUGGCCUCCCUGGCUUCUGCCUAUGACUUGCAAUGCUUUGUUAUUGAAAGAUCCUGGCUGACCAUGGUCACAUCACCCACCUUUGCUGGCCUCACUUCCCUCUUCUAUACAAUGAACCCAGACAGGGUAAGUUCUGGCAUUUCCACUCUGCCUUCUUAUAGUUCUAAGCCUGCAGUUGUAAUCCAUGUUUCUAUUGAAGUGAUGAUCUGUGAACAGUCAAGAAGGAGGGUUCUAAAGGAAUGGUUCUAACCUUCUCCCACCUUGUUAUCCAGAAGUGGUAUUCUAACAGAUGCCUCUUCAACAUAUGAUACUUAAUGCAUCCAUCAAGGAUUCACCUACUUGCCUAUUCCUUCUGUUGGGUACCACUCCCUGCCUUCCUUUUGUUUCAUUAUAAUUGCCUUCCCCUUCCCACACCUUACUGUGACAGUCAUUCAUCUGCUUGAUUAUCUUCCACUGAGCACUUCCACAAACACAGAAAGGGAAGGACCUUAUUUCUGACCUUCAGGCAGCAGUAAGAUAGUGACCAAAGGCUGGAAUGCAAGAUAAUUUCAGAGGAAAAGGAAGUCACAUGGCAUAAGGAUUUUUUUCCCCAGGAAGCAAAGAGGAGGAAUAAGGAAAGGAGUAGGAGAUGCUCCCAGAAAUAACCUGAGGAUGGCUUGCCAUGAAAAAGUUCUGGAAGUGCUAUCUGGCAUUGCUCUGCCUCAGGUUUGGUUUCUCCCCUCUGGUAAAACUGGUAAAACAGCUUAUAAGACCAGAUUUCAAAGCAUCUCUCACUAUUUGCCUCCAAGAAACAAGUCUCUAGACCUCCACACAUAGAGCCAUUUUUGGCAAGAAUUUACUUUCUGGGGAAAGGGAAGGAAAUGAGAUAGAACAGGCUAUUCUGAAGGAAAGUAGAGAGGGAGGAAGGAGGGACAGCUAGUGGAAUGAUAAUCAACCAAAAUAAAAAUACUGGACUCUAAACAGAUAGGCCUACAUCUAGAGCACAAGAUUAUUAGUUCCCACAGAGACUGAAUCUUUACAGAUAUUUAAGCUGGGAAGAAAGGAAGCAAACAACUCUUAAUUUUUAUAUUUGUGAGAAGUAUCUGAAUCUUGGCUUGGGAAGUAAUGAGAGGGCCUUCAAGGGUCAGAAAUGAUGCCUUGAACAAUUAUAGCGCCAUUCUUGCUCUACAAGCAAGCAGACUGCUUUCCUGCCCAUCCUGAAGCUAUUAUCAUUGAUAUCUCGUUGUCUACUCUGUUCACUUCUAAGAACUUCCCUGACCUAAGGAAGGGGGACUUACAGCUAAACACUGCUCCCCUGCCUUUGGAGCAUAUUCUUUAUUCUGUGUUUCAACCAUCUAAUAAAAUGUGGAACACAGACCACUGACAUCAGACUCACUAGGGACCUUGCUACAUACUGAGUCCUGGCUUCCCACCCAGAAUGUCUGACUUUGAAUCUGUGUCUAAAAUUAUCUUUUUAUGUAUGCAUUUUCUUAGUUUGUUGUUGUUGUUGUUCUUCUUCACUGCUCUAUCUUCAGCCCCCAGGAAAGUCCUAGGAAUUUAGAUGCUACAUAAAUAUGUGUCAAAUAAAUGAAUGAAUCAGUAUAUCACACGCCCUUGCUGAUGGGUGCCUGGUUUAGGAAACAUGACCAACAUGACACUAGCCAUUCAGUGCGAGACCUGAUUCAAGUUCUGGGGCUUUCGUUGGGAAUGAGAAGUUCCUUUUCUUGAUGGGAGUAGGGUGAUUUUGCUUGAAAAUAAAACUAACAAAGAGGAAAAGUGGAACUAAGAGAUGGAGUGAGGGCAACCGAGUCCUGCGGUCUUGUCCCCAACCAGAGACAAUAAAUUCCUGUGCGUUGAA
Messenger RNA from Felis catus (domestic cat), 3475 nucleotides. RefSeq names its product carboxypeptidase Q (gene CPQ). Bases 57 to 1340 code for a protein of 427 amino acids. The record is from RefSeq and is a predicted model, not a curated record. The transcript is spliced from 8 exons. Gene Ontology annotation, molecular function: metallodipeptidase activity. NCBI's taxonomy places the organism in Eukaryota, Metazoa, Chordata, Mammalia, Carnivora, Felidae. Gene Ontology annotation, biological process: peptide catabolic process; thyroid hormone generation; proteolysis.